Gilbertella persicaria is the source of this 1302-nucleotide messenger RNA. RefSeq lists its product as uncharacterized. The record is from RefSeq and is a predicted model, not a curated record. NCBI's taxonomy places the organism in Eukaryota, Fungi, Mucoromycota, Mucoromycetes, Mucorales, Choanephoraceae. The transcript has a single exon. Gene Ontology annotation, molecular function: N-acetyltransferase activity. Bases 96 to 1193 code for a protein of 365 amino acids.
UCUCAAUUGAUUUCCAGUUAAGCGCGCACGUGCCCUUCAUAAAGUGCGUCUAUAUCAAGUGGCAGAUAUUUCUUCUUCUUUUUGUUCGUCUAAAUAUGAAAGAUAUCAAAGUUGGGCAAAUUGACCCCAAAAAGACUUCAACAGAACCCAAAGCAAAAGCUAACAUUCAACUUCGACCUUACUAUGCACCCACAGACAAGAAAUUCGUUCAAUACCUCUUUUACUCGACUUAUUUUAACUUGGUGCCUCGUGCCGUUCGUCUUCGACUGAAGUCACCUCUUUUGCUCGCUGUUUGGAUUGGUAUCUAUGCUUCACUUCUGACUACUGUUCCUUCGUAUGCAAGUAAGCUCGGUUGGUCAUCUCAUCUGGAGUUGGGUGUGCAGAUCGUGAUCACGAUCGUUGUGUUGGGCGGUGGUAUUAUUGCUCUCUUAUGGUAUACAGACAAGUUUGAUAUUACAGAACGCGUAUUACAGGGUAUUGAAAAUGAUCUAAAGGAGCCUGAUGUCUAUUAUCGUGGCACACCUCAAGACCCUCGCAACGGUAAUUUCUGGGUUAUGACAUUGAACGAUGAUAUUGUGGGUUGCAUUGGUAUUGAUCAUACACCUGUUACUGUGAUGGACAAGUCAGCAUCAGCUAAGCCUUAUGUGCGCGCCUCUGAACGUCCUCGGGCUAUAGACGCACCUGAAAUUCACCAAGCCAAAUGGAAAAAAACAGCAUUGAUCUUGGCCAAGAUAGAUGACUUUGUGCGAUUGACCUUAGUAGGUGUUUUAGAUGUGGCAAGAGAUGUUUAUUUCAAGUUGACGGGUGCACCUGUCGUUAAAGAGAAAGUGUUGUUUGAGGCUCAUAAGCCUAAUGAGGCAAGCAUUCGUCGUCUGGCCGUCAAAUUAGAAUGUCAGAAUCAUGGCUUGUCUACAGUGCUUUUAAAGAGAGCUGCUUUCUGGGCUCAUGCUCACCAAGUGGAGUAUCUUUAUGCUGAUGUGGAUGAACUUCAAGAGAAAAAGUUUGUGGAUAUCUUGACUAAGAAACAUGGCUAUGUAUUUGUCUCUAAAAAGAAGCUUGGGUAUUACAAGACAAAAUCUACCUAUCGAUUGGAUGUCAAGUUAUGGAUGAGCCAAGAACUGGAAAGACGCAAACAGGAACAUAUACUUGAAGAACAAGCCAAAGAAGAUGAAGAACUCAAGCAAUACGAAUAACUUUCCUCUUAUUUCUUCUUGUGCAUUGUACAAAAAAAAAAAAAACUAUAGAAAACAUUGUAUUAUUACCUAUAUUAUUAUUUCAUUGUCAAUAAACUAUUAAAAACGU